Messenger RNA from Meleagris gallopavo (turkey), 854 nucleotides. It is a transcript of the gene CNGB3, whose product is annotated as cyclic nucleotide gated channel subunit beta 3. The record is from RefSeq and is a predicted model, not a curated record. Gene Ontology annotation, cellular component: plasma membrane; photoreceptor outer segment; intracellular cyclic nucleotide activated cation channel complex. Gene Ontology annotation, biological process: monoatomic cation transmembrane transport. NCBI's taxonomy places the organism in Eukaryota, Metazoa, Chordata, Aves, Galliformes, Phasianidae. Gene Ontology annotation, molecular function: cGMP binding; protein-containing complex binding; intracellularly cGMP-activated cation channel activity.
GAUACUCAGAUGAUAUACGACAUGCUGCUAAGGUUGAAAUCCAUUGUGUAUUUACCUGGUGAUUUUGUCUGCAAAAAGGGAGAAAUUGGUAGAGAGAUGUAUAUCAUCAAACAAGGUGAAGUUCAAGUCCUUGGAGGCCCUGAUGGCACAAAAGUCCUGGUUACACUACGAGCAGGAGCUGUAUUUGGGGAGAUCAGCCUAUUAGCCGCAGGUGGAGGAAAUCGAAGGACUGCCAACGUGGUGGCUCAUGGUUUUGCCAACCUUUUCAUUCUAGACAAGAAAACACUCAAUGAAAUCUUGGUGCACUACCCUGACUCAGAAAAACUUCUGAUGAAGAAAGCAAAGGUGUUGCUGAAAGAGAAGGGGAAACCUCCUCCUGGACCACCAGUGCAGCAGCCCCGGGGCUUGGCCAGUCUGUUUGGGCAGAAACAGGAAACUCCAAAACUGUUUAAAGCGAUGUUUGGAGCUAAAGGAAAAGGAGGCCUCGCUAAGCUGCUGCAGCUGAAGAGAGAACAAGAUAUUCAGGAACAUGAAGCUGAAGCACAGAAGCCUGAAAAAGAGAAGAAACCACCAGAGCCUGUAGCCCCAUCUGCACCCCCUCCGCAAAAGGAAGAGCCAGAAGCAGACACUAAGCCUAAACCACAUGCAGUUAUGCACAGAGGAACCACUAAUGAGUCUCUGAUCAUCACUAUGUCUCCAUCCCCCAGAGCAGAAGAAGGAGAGAUCCUUAAAGUCGAAGCUAAAGAGAAAAAAAAGAAAUAGAUGCUACUUUGGGCUGCAUUUUGUUGAAUUUGCCUUUGGGUACAGAAGAUAAAAGUAGAGGCUACUCAAAAGAGAAUCUACCCCAGCUAUUU